Molecule: messenger RNA, 3336 nt
Organism: Drosophila suzukii
Lineage: Eukaryota; Metazoa; Arthropoda; Insecta; Diptera; Drosophilidae
Source: RefSeq, a predicted model, not a curated record
UACACGAAUACUCAGAGAUGCGUGUGCUGCUGGAGACUGAGUUCAGCCGACAAUAUGUGUGCAGCGCUGAUGUGCAUGAGCAGCUCCGCGAUCGCAAGAAACGCAAGCAGGAAUCUUUUCACGAAUACCUAUUGCAGAUGAAAAAGAUUGCUUCACUUGGCAACAUUGAUGCACGCUCGGUUAUCCGCUAUGUUGUGGACGGCCUAAACAUGAAGAGCGGUUUCAGGUACUCUCUCUACAGUUGCAACUCCUACAAAGAGCUACAGGAGCAGUAUGAGGUGUUCGACCGCGUGGUCGACAAGCCGUACAAGCAGAACGACGGAAAGUGGGCGUCGAACCAGAGGAAGCAGCACGAUUUCAACGACAGGAAGAGUCACUGCUUCAAUUGUGGGUCAGUAGAUCAUCUCCGCAAGGAUUGCAAGUCUGCCGUGAAAUGCUUCAGUUGCAACCAAGAGGGGCACAUGUCAAGAGAUUGCCCUGGGUCAGUUGCUGGAGUCCAAGUCGUACGCAGUGCAGGUCGUAUGAAAAUGGUUAGCAUCAAUCACGUGGAAGUGGAGUGUCUUGUAGAUACGGGAGCCGAUGUAUCUAUUCUGCGCAAGUACAUCUUCAACAAAAUACCAAAUGAUAUUUUGGAGAGAUGUGCGUCCAAGCUUCGUGGGCUGGGAAAUAAGAUUACGUGCCCAGUUGGCUACUUUUUGACUGAGGUUGCAGUAGACCAGGAAAUGACGCCACACAAGUUCGUCGUAGUUGAGGAUGAGGACAUCGAGUAUGACGCGCUGCUUGGAUUCGAUUUCGUCUCGAAGUUUGACUUUUCGCUGUCGGCCGACGGAUACAAGUUUUCUUCUCCGCUGGGGGAGAAAGCUUGUAAGAAACCAAACCAGAUGAAAAUUUAUAACAUAAUUAAUACAUAUGAUGAAAUAGAUGUUCCUUCGCAGUAUGCUAAGGAGGUGUCUCAGCUGAUCAUGAACUACAAAGCGGCGGAUUCGGUAGCAGAAGUCCCAAUCAAGCUGCGAAUCGUCCCGGAUGUGGAAAUCGUCCCAUUUCGUCAAUCCCCAAGUAGAUUUGCGAUUGCCGAAGAGAAGGAUGUCCAAAAGCAGAUCGACGAAUGGUUAGAUGCUGGAAUCAUUCGCCCAUCUACAUCUAAUUUUGCCAUCCGUCUUGUACUGGUGACCAAAAAGGAUGGCACACGGCGUAUUUGCGUUUAUUUUCGCAAGCUGAACUCAAUGGUGUUGAGAGACUGCUUUCCUGUUCCGGUUAUCGACGACGUUCUGCAAAAGCUGCAAAAAGCGGGGUUACGUAAAUUAUGUAUUCCAAGAGCUUAUGAACAGGGAUGUACUAGACUUGUACAUGGAUGACAUAAUAAUUCACGCCGAAACUGCAGAGCAAUGUUUGGAGAAGAUGAAACUGGUAUUUAACACAGCUGGAGCGUUUGGCCUGAAGAUAAAGUGGCGAAAAUGUCACUUUUUGCAGAAGAUUUAUUUUUUAGGCCACAACAUUGAGGUCGGAGACGUAUGGCCUGGACAAGAAAAGACAGCUGCGGUCAGCAAAUUUUCGAUGCCGAAAAACGUCAGAGCGGUUCAAGCGUUUUUAGGGCUGACUGGAUUUUUCAGAAAAUUCGUACUGAAUUAUUCGCAGAUUUCACGCCCAUUGACUGACCUGCUGCGAAAAGAUGUUUUCUUUCGAAUGGCCGAGCCGCAGAUAAACGCAUUCCAAAGUUUGAAGGACGCCUUGACGAAAGAACCCGUUUUAAAGUUGUAUAUCAGAGGGGCCAAAACAGAGUUACACACGAAUGCAUCAAAAGAUGGAUUUGCAGCGGCCUUAAUGCAGUGGUUCGACGGCUGACUCCAUCCAGUACAAUAUUGGAGCAAGAAGUCAUCAGAAGCUGAGUCCCGUCAGCACAGUUAUAUCCUUGAAGCAAAGGCCGUUUAUCUAGCUGUAAAGAAAUUUAGACAUUACCUGCUGGGAUCGCCAUUUAAGCUGGUAACGGAUUGCUCUGCAUUUAAGCAAACCCUACAGAAGGCGGAUGUGCCAAGAGAAGUCACGCAGUGGAUUGUUUAUCUACAGGAUUUCGAGUUCACAGUGGAACAUCGCCCUGGAGAACGGUUGAAGCAUGUUGACUGUCUCAGUCGCUAUCCCGACCGUGUGAUGCUCGUAUCCUCGGAGAUCACAGCUCGGAUCAAAGCCGCACAAGGAAAAGACGAGAUGCUAAAGGCAAUUAUGGAAAUUCUGACCAGCUGUCCAUAUGAGGGCUACAAGAUGAAAGCUGGACUUGUUUAUAAGGAGGUGAAAGGCAACGACCUCCUCGUGAUCCCGAAAGCGAUGGAAAAAGAAGUUAUUGUCGACGCCCACAGUGCAGGUCAUUUUGCAUUACAGAAAACUGUUCACGCUGUUCAACAAUUGUAUUGGAUUCCUCACUUAGAACAGAAGGUUCAGCAGGUGGUGAACAACUGUGUGAGAUGCAUAAUUUUCAACAAAAAACUUGGCAAGAAAGAAGGAUUCUUAAGCUGUAUUGCUGUAUUGAUAAAGGUGACCCCUUCACACGCUGCAUGUUGAUCAUCUAGGCCCCAUGGAUGCCACUGGAAAACAGUAUAAGUACAUAUUUGUGAUGGUGGAUUCAUUCACAAAAUUUAUUUGGCUGUUCCCAACGAAAACUACAAGCUGCGAGGAAACGUUGAAGAAGUUAAGGAUUUGGUCGGAAAUUUUUGGCAACUCUGUGCGGAUAGUUUCGGACAGAGGCUCCGCUUUCACGGCCAACUCGUUUGCAGAACAUAUGAAGGAAAACGGCAGCAGACUUUGAAGGCCCAUCUAACACGUUCACCAGUUGUGAUUAUAUGAAGCUGUGGCGAUAUGUCCAGGACAAUGCGGAUGAUUGGUCAUCUGGGACAGAUGAUUAGUCAGGAAUGGCCGAAUGUAAGACGGUUGAGUAAGAUAACCAGCAGAAUUAAAAGCAGAGCGACAAGAGAGGAGAGAAGCAGAGCAAGAGCAGUAAAAGUCGGACGAGUUCAUUCGGGAAGUGACAGUCAGCCGAGAGAGUCGAUAUUCAGCAGCAGAGUGGAAAAAUAGAAACCCGAACGAUACUUUAAGAAAAGCCGAAACGCGGAAAAUAUCCUGCAAUUAUUGUUGUUAACCAUAAUACUUAAUAUAUAUCACUAUAACAAAGGUCAAGUGAGAGUAUUUCUCAUCUUACAUGUGCACACGUUCGGUCAUCGGAAAGUAGUUUGUGGCAGUUGAGCAACAAGGCAAAUUCACAUUUGCGCGUCCUUACUACAUUGGCAACCUCGCAGGAGAUUCUUGACGACGUUUUAACCCAUCUCAUCGCUUCGAAGCUGGACCACC